AGUUAGUUGUUUCCCGGCUGCCGUGCUAUGUGACUGUCUGUGAACCAUACUCCGGUGAAGUUAGCGCUUUUAUUACCAAAACAAUAGAGGUGUUGUGUCAAUUAUAUUAUGUUUGUUAUGAUUGUUUUGAAUUAGAUCGUAGUGGUUUUUUUUUUUUUUUGGGAACACAAAGGAAAUAUAAAUAAUUUUGAAGCGCCUCACUUGACGACGGUGAUCAGAAUUAUGACCCGGAACACGUUUCUGACUGAAAUACGACUUGAAACAUGACGAUUGAAGCCGCCCCGAACAUAACGCAAACCCUAACUAACCUUUUCGAGGAAAUGCUUCUGGAAACGGAAGCUUCAAACCACAAUGAAAGUAAUCUCGACCUGUCACAUUUCCUGUCGGCCUUACGAGUGCAAUCGAACAGCAGCAACCAUGAGCCCCUGGACUUCGGCACCUUGAUUAGGCUGGUCGAUGGAUUUCGGAAUAAACUAAAUUUAAGCCGGCCCAUUGAGCCAGCGUGUACGUAUUGCGAUGGGAACAUCAGGGAUGUUAUCUUGGCCUAUAAUAGUAUACACGGAUACAUCAGUCUUAUCGUAUGCUUCUUCGGGAGCUUAGCCAACACAUUAAAUGUGGCAGUCCUGACGAGAAGGGAUCUGGCUGCGGCACCUAUCAACCGUCUUCUGAAGUGGCUAGCUGUAGCCGAUGUCUUCGUCAUGCUGGAGUAUGUGCCGUUCGCCAUAUAUAGAUAUUUGAUACUACCCGGUCAAAGAGAGAUGCCAUACAAAUGGGCAGCCUAUCUUCUAUUCCACAUGCAUUUUACUCAGAUUUUCCACACGGCUUCAAUAUGUCUCACGCUUUCCUUAGCCGUUUGGAGAUACGUGGCUAUCAAGUACUCAGAUAAGAAUCACAUUUUGUGUACGGAAAGGCGAUGUAGCACGGCUAUUUUGAGUAGUUUCAUAAUACCACCUGUGCUUUGUAUACCCACGUAUAUGGUAUUUGACAUUCACACGGCGGUCGUAUUGGAACCAACAGGUCCGAUGAUCCUUUACCACGUAGAUUCUGAUGAGGAGGGGGGGUUGUACCAAAUAAACUUCUGGGUACACGCGGUACUGAUAAAGCUGCUGCCGUGCUGUUUACUGACAGUAAUCAGCUUAUGGCUGAUCAGAGAGGUGUACAGUGCUAAUCAGCAUCAAAAAAAAAUUAGAGUUUACAACGCCUGUCCGAGCAACAACAAAGCAAUCAAACGACAAUACAAAGCCGACAGAAGAACUAAUAGAACAACGAAGAUGCUCGUGGCUGUGCUAUUACUGUUCCUGGUUACCGAACUACCCCAAGGAAUAUUGGGUUUGUUGAGUGGGAUUUUGGGGCGUUGUUUCUUCAAGCGUUGCUAUGAUUUGUUCGGGGAACUGAUGGAUGCUUUGGCUUUGUUGAACGGGGCGAUUAACUUCGUGUUGUACUGUUCGAUGUCGCGGCAAUUCCGUAUGACUUUUGGACAAAUGAUGUGGCGCGCUCAUCUACACCGCUGGUCGCCGCCGCAGGCUUCUCACUCAGACGGACAAACCACAGCAAAGUCAUCGGUACCUUGAGGAAGGAUUUUACAAGAGAAACACGCAAAUGUAUUAGAUCAUUUCUUGUGAAUUCAUCAUUCAUAAAGACGACGAAUUUCAACUUAAUAUAAAGUUUAAUUACGUUAGAGGUUACGGAGUAAAUGUACUACUAGUAAUAUUUAAAUCAGUGAUUAAUGAAAUGUUUACAGAACCUUUAGUAUCUUGAUUUUGGUAAUGACUUUUGUGUAAGACGAAUAAAAUAUAUAUAUAAUAAUUCAUAUAUGGAUCAAAAAGAUACCUGUUGUUAUUAUUCUUCAAAAGAUGUAUUAAAUCUUUAUUAAACGGCGGUCCAUUGAAUACUGUAAAUCCAAAAUAACUUUAAUUUAAAUACCAAAGAAAGCAAAUCUAAUUUUGUGUUUUCAUUAAAAAAUAACCUUUAAUAGAAAACAUUUUCUUAUUUAUUCUUAAUAGUUAUUAGAUUAUGUUUCUCUAAAUAAUAUAAUGAUAAAAGUGUUUGUCCCUUUUAUAGUUAAGCAAAAUAGACGACUGUUCACAAUUCGAGGCGCCCAAAUUAUGUUUUUGUUUUAAUUACUAACUGAAGUAAUGAACCGAUUUAAUCGGCUUUUGAUUUCACUGCUUGUAAAUGUAGGCGGCAAGUGGCGUAAGUGACAUUAAUAAAUGAAAGCAAUGUUAUUUGAAGCCGUCGUGGCCUAAAGGAUAAGACGGCCGGUGCAUUCGUAUGUAGCGAUGCAUCAGUGUUCGAAUCCCGCCCGCAGGUACCAAUUUUUCUAAUGAAAUACGUACUCUACAAAUGUUCACGAUUGACUUCCACGGUGAAGGAAUAACAUCGUGUAAUAAAGAUCAAACCCGCAAAAUUAUAAUUUGCGUAAUUACUGGUGGUGGGACCUGUUGUGAGUCUGCACGGGUAGGUACCACCACCCUGCCUAUUUCUGCCGUGAAGCAGAAAUGCGUUGCGGCUUGAAGGGUGGGGCAGCCAUCGUAACUAUACUGAGACCUUAGAACUUAUAUCUCAAGGUGGAUGGCGCAUUUACGGUGUAGAUGUCUAUGGGCUCCAGUAACCACUUAACACCAGGUGGGCUGUGAGCUCGUCCACCCAUCGAAGC
Messenger RNA from Bombyx mori (domestic silkworm), 2656 nucleotides. It is a transcript of the gene NGR-A3, whose product is annotated as neuropeptide receptor A3. The record is from RefSeq and is marked provisional. Gene Ontology annotation, biological process: G protein-coupled receptor signaling pathway. Lineage: Eukaryota; Metazoa; Arthropoda; Insecta; Lepidoptera; Bombycidae. Gene Ontology annotation, cellular component: plasma membrane. Gene Ontology annotation, molecular function: G protein-coupled peptide receptor activity.